Molecule: messenger RNA, 1236 nt
Organism: Centruroides sculpturatus (bark scorpion)
Lineage: Eukaryota; Metazoa; Arthropoda; Arachnida; Scorpiones; Buthidae
Gene: Stlk
Product: STE20-related kinase adapter protein alpha-like
Exons: 8
Coding region: 1-1089 (362 amino acids)
Biological process (GO): protein phosphorylation
Molecular function (GO): protein kinase activity; ATP binding; protein serine/threonine kinase activator activity
Source: RefSeq, a predicted model, not a curated record
AUGAUUGAGGAGGAGCCACCUAAUGAACAUUCUGAUGCUGGUCCAAGUGUAGUGCCAAAAUUUAGCAAGACUAUUGAGUCUUUCCAAGUUGUGAAGACCUUCCUUUCAAGUUUCAGCAUAAGAGAACAGACUAAUAAUUUUUGUAGGACAAAACGAAUAUACAUUAAAUUUCUAAUAAUUUAUGUAUUAAUUACAUUUCAGAAUGAAAUUCUGAUAACAAGACAGUUAAGGCAUGAGAAUAUUCUUCCAUAUUUAUGUAGUUUUGUUGUUGACAACGAAGUGUGGGCAGUGAUGCCAUUAAUGUCAUAUGGGUCUUCAAAAGAUAUUGUCAAUAGCCAUUUUCCUCUUGGUCUACCAGAAGUUGCAAUAGCUUUUAUUUUACGAGAUGUAUUAUUUGCAUUAGAUUAUAUUCACAAAAGAGGUUUUAUUCAUAGGAGUGUUAAAGCCAGUCAUAUUUUGAUAUCUGGAAAUGGAAGAGCUGUUUUAACAGGAUUAAGAUAUUCUUGUAAUGUGAUAAAUAAUGGAAGGUGGCAACCUUCCAUUCAUGUUUUUCCUCAUGAUUCUGUUGCUAAUUUGAAUUGGUUAAGUCCUGAAAUAUUAGAACAGAAUCUUCUUGGUUAUAACUCUAAAUCAGAUAUAUAUAGCUUAGGUAUUACUGCGUGCGAAUUGGCCAAUGGUGUUGUUCCAUUUUCCGACAUCCCGCCCACUCAGAUGCUUUUGGAAAAAUUGCAGGGAUAUUAUCCACGUCCAUUGGAUGCUUCUUGUUUUAACGACGGCGAUUCUGUUUAUAAGUUUCAGACAAAAUAUGAUGGAGAAAGCAGCUAUCGCAACCGCCAAUUCUCAGAGGCCUUCCAUGCUUUUACAGAAACUUGUUUACAACGCGAUCCUUCCCUUAGGCCACAUGCCUUUCAGUUAUUACAACAUGGAUGCAUAAAGCAAUGCAAAAAAUCCACAGUAACUCUUAUUGAUAUGCUGGCAAUAGUUACGCCGUUUACAGAAAUCCCCGAGAUAUCUAAAGAUAACAAAGAAGCAAUGGUUGUUACAACAUUGAUGAGUGACUUAGAACUAAAGGACAGUUGGAAUUUCUAGUCUUAAAUUUUCCUUGUGCGGGAGGUAUAUCAGGAGAAUAUAAUACAGAAAUGUGUUAUUUUGUUAUAUGGCACGUGUAAUUUCACAGAAUGGGGAUUACACAUGAGCGAAACUUUUCACUGUGAUUUUAAAUAUAAAAAGAAAAAA